Messenger RNA from Halteromyces radiatus, 2505 nucleotides. Its product is annotated as T-complex protein 11-domain-containing protein. The record is from RefSeq and is a predicted model, not a curated record. The transcript is spliced from 3 exons. Bases 1 to 2505 code for a protein of 834 amino acids. NCBI's taxonomy places the organism in Eukaryota, Fungi, Mucoromycota, Mucoromycetes, Mucorales, Cunninghamellaceae.
AUGUUACGUGAAGAACCUAUUCAGUUUGCCAAUAAUCAACAUAGAAAACAACGAUCAAAUUGUGGAAUAAAUAUGAAAAUCAUUGAAAACAGCCAGUCUUAUAAUCAAUCUACCGAUGACACUUCAAUUCAACAUACAAGACCAUGUCAAUCCAAUCAUCUAUCAUCCAAUUUAUUAUUUUCUUCCAUCAAAUCAUCAUCAUCAUCUUCAUCAAUAUCAUCCAUACCAAUAAAACAUAUUGAUAUUGCAUCCUUAUUGAUCAAGUUACAAGAUCAAUAUACUUUACCGUCCUUUCUACAAAUCUCCUCUUUGGCUCGUAUCAAACACCUUUUCGCUUUAUGGUUUAAUGCUACUUUACGACCGGAUCUUCGGCCUAUAUUUUGGAUUUGGCUAUCUCAACCUCAACGACUUUUAAUUCGCUUACGGUUACGAAAACGCAAUCGACGGUCUAUUAUCAGAUCUCAUUCAACUUUUCAAUGUCGCAACAGAUCUCGUCUUCUUUGGUAUGGUAUCUAUCCAAUCCCUCCAACAAGACGGACUCGUGCCAUUUGGAAGAAACAACAAAAUGCUGUUUGGGAUACAUCAACCACCACAUAUCCUAUCUUCACUGGUUAUCGACAUGAUCAACUUCAAAUUCUUUUAUCACAAUCGGAGAAAGACGGACGAUCAUCAUCAUCAUCAUCGUCAGCAGAGGCAGGUACGACAAUCCAUUUGUCAAUUUUACCAACGAAAACCACAUCAUCAUCAUCAUCAUCAUCAUCCUCAUCAUCAUCAAUAUCAUCGACAGUAUCAUCAACCUGCAAUGAUAACAUAGAGGAAUCAUCAAAGCCAGAAGAAAAUAACAAACAGCAACGACAGUGUCAUCAACAGCAACAAAGUCAACAAAAUCAUCAUCAUUAUCAUCAUGCACAACCGCAACGCGAAUAUGAUCAGAAGCAACAAGGGCAGGAGCGACGACAGCAGGAGUUAUCGCCACAGCAACAACAAGGACAUGAUCAGCGACAACGAUAUCGACAAAGGAAAAAAUGGAUCCCACCUAUCAAUUCGGAAACACUGCAAGAGUUAUCGAUUACCAACAUAUUCAGAGGUAUCCAAUUACGCCAUGACCUUUUAUUUGAUCCAGGUCUUAGCUUCCGACCCAAUUUGGAUGGUAGUUCUGGUCGAGAAAAGUGCAAAGAGGCUUUACGAUAUUGGCGACGAGUGGAGCGUGCUUUCCAAAAACUUCAAUCCAAGGAACAACAGGUCAUCUCUCAAGAUAAUGAUGAUGAUGAUGAUGAACAAUAUCUAUUUCUACGAGUAUUAUUGGUAGAAUUGCAAAAGAUAUUGAUCUCACUUCAUUCUCCUUAUGUCUCUUCUCCUGCAAGCAAGGAAAUGUGGAUGUGGCCUUCGCAUAUCUCUCUGGAUAAUCUCUGUGUUACGUUGGAUGCUGAUUACAUUAUUCAUCAAAUCAAACAUGGUAUCUUUUGUCUGGAUUCAUUGGUCUCCAUGGUCAUCCCUCUUUUGUCUUCCUUGUGCUCAGACACUCCUCGUCUACAAUUAUUACAACAUUCUCUCUCUGAAAACCAUUUUUCAACCGCUUUACGACAAUGUUUCUCUAUUUUGGAAUCUAUCAAAUUGAAUUGUGCAAACAAAAUCUUACAUGAUUAUCGAUCCUAUCUUAUUGAAACAUGUCCUCAAAUAGAAUAUCAAUGCUUCAAGAAACAACUAAAUAAUGGUGAAAUAAAACUGGACUCGACACAUCAAUGGCUAUUACAUACCUGGCAACGAUUAGGAAAAAAAGCUUCUUUUCUGGAAGUAUAUCAUCAAGGACUUGUUUUUCUAAUCAUGAAUGAUACCCAUCCAAUCCAUCGGUUCCCAAUUACCUUACAGUUUGAUGAACGACGUUUGACUCAACAGUUUCGACAAGAAUUCCAAAGUCUAUUAUUGGCGUCCAUCAUCCUCAUUCCUUAUCGAUACCUUGCUGGACCUUUUGCAACCUCUUCUGAUAUGGCACGACUGAAACGAACAUGUGCAGAAUUAUAUAGGGAAUAUUUAGUAUCACUUCAUCAUGGAUCGACCAUUGAUAUGUUUUUUGGUGCAAUGGAUGAGCAAGAUGUGACACAAGAUCGGACGAUUCUACGUAUGUGUUCUAGAUUAGCUUACAAGGCCUGUCAUCGAGCAUUUCAAGCACAUUAUCGACAUGAUCCUAUCAACCAUCUAGGUCCUGAACAACUCUGUCAAGUCUCACAAUUCUGGGCAAGUUGGUUAUUGAUUCAUUUGACAAAUCACUCCCACGUGUAUUCCAUGAUGUAUCAACGUCUAUGUGAUCUGUUAUAUUUUAUCUCUCAACAUGGUGCUGCUUUAGAACAAGGUACUUCAAUGGCACUGAUGAUGGAUCGUAUGGUGGGUUUACAAGAAAACAUUAUGACUCUUGGGGAAAAAAUCAAACUCUUGGCCGAUUUGAAUUUAAAAACCUUUGGUCCUGUAUAUAGAUUAUUAUCCAUAGAUAUUCUUCAACAUCUUUAG